Crotalus tigris (Tiger rattlesnake) is the source of this 2781-nucleotide messenger RNA. It is a transcript of the gene OLFM3, whose product is annotated as olfactomedin 3. Gene Ontology annotation, biological process: signal transduction. The record is from RefSeq and is a predicted model, not a curated record. Lineage: Eukaryota; Metazoa; Chordata; Lepidosauria; Squamata; Viperidae. The transcript has 7 exons. The coding region runs from base 917 to 2068 and encodes 383 amino acids.
CUGGCCAAAGCGCAGGCUUGUCUGGCGCUUCUCUUGGGUCCGACGCGCAAACUUUUCUUUUCGGGGCGGGCUGGCUGCCGACGGAGAACGGGAGCCGGGGGCACCUGCGGGGCGUGCGCCAGUGGCCAGCCCGCCAGCCCACCCACCCAUACUCUCUCCCUCCCUCCCGUCUCUUUCUCUCUCUCCCUCCCGCGGCUUCUUUGGACUGGGUGCCCCCCCCCGCCCCUUCGCCUAAGAAGGAUGCCUGCGGAAUGAAUGAGCGCCCCUCGAGCUGCCGCCGCUGCCGCCGCUCCCAGCAUUCUGGCUGUGGCAGGCAGGCAGGCAGGCAGGCAGGCGUGCAGAAAGUGUAACUGACUACAGGGGUCCCUGCAGUGACUGAAUGAAGGAGAGUCCAAGGGAGGAGGAGGAGGAGGAGGAGAAGAGCAGCGGUCGCCGAGCAGCCCGGGAGCAGCAUGCAGCCUUCCGCCCGGAUUGUCAACCUCUUGCUUUUGGCUCUUCUGGCUGGGCUAGAUCCUUCUAAGAUCAUUAUCUUCUUCUCUGGGUAUUGCUGAGAUCUUAGGCAAAACUUCAAACUGGAAUCAAAAGGUUACAAUGAGAAACAUAAUAUCUACUGAAUAUUAUGGAGUUAUAUUUCCAAUAGAAGAAAUGUUGAAAAUCUGGAAAUUCCUGAGGGUGACUGCUAGAUGGCAUCUCUGUGCUAUUUUCUGGAAAGUAUAGAGGUGCCUCAGUUGACCUAUGCUGCCUACAAAAAUCUCUUGAGACUCAAAUUAGUCCCAAAGAAGGGUGGCAGGUUUAUAGUUCCGCGCAAGACCCAGAUGGACGAUGCAUUUGUACUGUGGUUGCACCAGAACAAAACUUAUGCUCCAGGGAUGCUAAGAGCAGGCAGUUAAGGCAACUGCUUGAGAAGGUUCAGAAUAUGUCUCAGUCCAUUGAAGUUUUAAAUCUACGGACUCAGAGGGAUUUCCAGUAUGUUUUGAGAAUGGAAACGCAAAUGAAGGGACUGAAGGCUAAGUUCCGACAAAUUGAAGACGACCGAAAAACCUUAAUGACCAAGCAUUUUCAAGAAUUGAAGGAAAAGAUGGAUGACCUUCUACCACUGAUACCAGUUCUGGAACAGUACAAAACAGACGCCAAGUUAAUCACCCAGUUCAAAGAGGAAAUCAGAAACCUGUCUUCAGUACUGACUGGGAUCCAAGAGGAAAUUGGCGCUUAUGAUUAUGAGGAGCUACAUCAACGAGUCCUCAGUUUGGAAACCAGGCUUCGAGAUUGCAUGAAAAAACUGACCUGCGGCAAAUUGAUGAAAAUCACCGGUCCUAUUACAGUCAAGACAUCUGGAACCCGGUUUGGAGCUUGGAUGACAGAUCCAUUAGCAUCUGAGAAAAACAACAGAGUUUGGUAUAUGGACAGUUACACCAACAACAAAAUUGUCCGUGAAUACAAAUCCAUAGCAGAUUUUGUCAGCGGUGCAGAGUCCAGGACAUACAAUCUCCCUUUCAAAUGGGCAGGAACUAAUCAUGUUGUCUACAACGGGUCUCUCUAUUUCAACAAAUAUCAGAGCAACAUCAUCAUCAAGUACAGUUUUGAUACUGGGCAGGUGCUUGCUCAGCGUAGCCUGGAGUAUGCUGGUUUUCACAACGUCUAUCCCUACACCUGGGGUGGCUUCUCUGAUAUCGAUCUGAUGGCCGAUGAGAUAGGUUUGUGGGCUGUCUAUGCCACUAAUCAGAAUGCAGGCAACAUUGUCAUCAGUCAACUGAAUCAGGAUACUUUAGAAGUGAUGAAAACCUGGAGCACCGGGUACCCUAAGCGAAGUGCUGGCGAAUCUUUCAUGAUCUGUGGCACCUUGUACGUCACCAAUUCCCACUUAACUGGAGCCAAGGUCUACUAUUCAUACUCGACAAAAACCUCCACGUACGAAUAUACAGACAUACCUUUUCACAAUCAAUAUUUCCAUAUAUCAAUGCUUGACUACAAUGCCAGAGAUAGAGCUCUCUAUGCCUGGAAUAAUGGGCACCAAGUCCUAUUCAACGUCACUCUUUUCCACAUUAUUAAAACAGAAGAUGACACAUAGGUAUCAACCAGGACUUUUAGCCACCCGAAAGAGUGUCGUUGUGCCGAACUCAAAAAGCAUCCUGCUGGGUUUCUUUCAAAUUCUUUUUUCUUUCUCAGUAAAAAUUAAUGGAGGAGGAUUUUUCUACAAUGUAAUAUAUUCCAAAUAUGGCAAAGUCUUUCUUUUAAAAUGACCUAGUUCAUAAUACAGGUAUCUUUCUAAACAGUAUAUAAAGCCUGCUGUGACUUUGUCAUGGAAAGUACUAAAUUCUUAUUUCAGUGGGAAAGACAUUGUUUUAAAAAAAAAAAAUUAAUGAUCUGCCUUAUAUUAGAAUCAGAGACUAACGGUGGUGUAAAACUGCAUGAAUGUCUUUUUCUACCAUCAUCAUUUUUUAAAAAGUAAUAAUAAUUGCUCAACAUUAAAGUAUAUUUGAACAAUCAUCUGAGGGAAAAUUGAGAAGAAUUCUUCGGGGCAAGGGUGUGAAUUUUUAAAAGCAGUGUUCCAAAAUUAAUCAGUUAUGGAUUGGAUUACUUUAAGGGUAGAAAGAGUAAAAAUCCCAUUGGCUAUUACACAAUUUCAGAUGCGGUGCUGUACAGUCUGUUUUUAAUCUCUUGCAAGCAGUUUCUCAAUGAUCUGUAUUUAUACCAUUGUGUCCGCCAUUGUGUACCUGUAUCUCUUCACUUCUGUGAAAGUUAAUUAUUUUUUAUAAAAUAUAAUUGAAAUUUAAUCAUAAA